UUCAUUUCUUCAGAUGGAGGAUUCUGAGAAAAAUAUCAAUCUCGAAGUGAAUGGGCUUAGUCUCAUCGACAUCUCGUGCGAGGACGAUUUUCUCGUCAAGAAUUUUCCUGCUCGUGAUCCGCAGCAUCAGCAAUCCUCAGGUUCUUAUUUGUUGGAUUUGUUUUCUUAAACAUAUCACUGAAUGGUUCCUUUUUGCGUUUAAUUGUGAUAUGAAGCUGAGCGGCGCUGUCACUCGUACAUUUGGUUGCUAGUGGAAACUAGGCGGUGAAUUAUUUUUUUAGGAUUCGAUUAAUGCGGGGGGCUUUAGUGUUUUAUUCUUCUUCUGUUCGCAUGGUUUUGCUUGGAUUCAAACAGAAACUGGUGUCGAGUUUGAGCCCCUUUGUUCUCAUUUAAAUCACGAACAUGUGUCUACAUAUACACUUCUAAAUGUCUCCAACUGGGCAUGCUGUAGAUGUGAGUUAAACCAUAAUUAUCUCCUUGACUGAGACUAAACUUAAAACUAUUUUUUCAGUAAAUUUUCGAGAUUGGAACUCAUCCACUAGCUAAUAAUUGGCAAUGCAGUUUGUUGCAGUCAAUAGUUCAUUUAUAUAUUGGUUGGAAAGCUUGAAAUGAUUUCUGGUAUCCCUAGAAGUUCUGUCACUCAUCGAUGUAUGCCAAUUAGGAUCAAUAUUGGCCCUUUAUUUGCGUUUACAAAUAAUUAUGUUCCAGAACUUUUUUUCUUCCAUCUGUAUUUUUUUUUUUCCUUCUUUUUUUUUUGGAAAUUUCAAUGCUCAGAAAAUCUUCGGGUUGAAUUCUUGGAAGUUGUGGAUGCCAACAAUGUAGAUAACUCAGUAGGAUGCCAUGAAGAGCCUUCAGGGGAACAAGUAGCUCAACCACAAUCACGGGAAAGGAUAAGGAAAAGUGGGAAGUAUAACUUGCGGAAAAGUUUAGCCUGGGACAGUGCUUUCUUUACAAGCGCAGACAUAAUUUCUGGGGGCUCAGGUUUUCUGAACUCUGAUGAGUUAUCUAACAUGAUUGGAGGCACUGAAAAGGGCGAAAAACAAGUAUUACCUGGAAUUCAAGAGGAAUUGCAUCGGUCCACAGAAUCGUUAUCUACAAUAGAAAGUGAUAGUUUGACACUAGAAAAUCUUGAGUGUGAUUUAUUUGAAGACAUCAGAGCUUCCAUCCAGAAAUCCAGCAAAGUUAAGAAUACAACAAAUUUAAGCAGUAAAGUAGGAUCAGAAGCUCCAGACCUUCCUGCUUCAAAGGAGGUGAGCCUUCCUUCUCAAGGUAAGAAGCUCAAAGUUGCAGCCAAGAAGCCAAAUGUGGGAACGCAUGGAGCAGGGAAAACAUCAAAACAGUCCGGCGAGUUGUGUAAACCACCAAAGAUGUUGGGCAGGGUUACUCCUAUCUCAAUAGCAUCAACCAAGAGGGCUUCGUUGAGCACUAACAAUCUCAAAACGGACAAAGAUAAUGCAAAAGCUUCCACUGCUGCUGUGAAAGGGGCUCCAACAUUGAGGCAGCCUGCUUCUGGUGGUUUAAGAUAUACAGUGCCUAAGCCUAGAGCUCCUCCGAAAUCUAGUGCCAGUUCAUCAGUAGCAUCGAGAACAGUGCUAAAAACGUUGCAUUCCUCAGUAGAUAGCGCUGGAAGUACUUCAGCAGACAGCAGCAGUAAAUCUUCUUUGAAAUCAGUGACAAGGAAAAAUGACUCCAGAAUUCGUAAUCCUUCUACCCAUGAUCGGACCACUGAAAGUCCAUCAAGAAUAACUUCCAUAAAGAAGGAUCAGUCGGGAACCUCACGUGUUUCAUCUUAUUUGACGUCUGUAACCGAAAACUCUCCUAGCAUAUCACCUGCUAGCUCUAUCAGUGAAUGGUCCUUAGAAUCAUCUUCAUCAUCUGCUGCUAAUCAAAGGUCUAACAUUUCAAGAACUAGCCUUGACACUAGCAGUGGAAAACGAGCCUCUGCUGGUGGUGAUACUCUUCAAGGCUCAAAUGCUCAAAAGCGCUUGAAUGACCAAGGCUCAGAUAGCCUUGAUUCUCAGAGGUCUGGUUCUAUGGAAGAUUGUGUAAAGAAAGGUUCAAGAGGAACUCGUGGACUUGUUCAACCAGCUUCAACAAAACCCACCGGCCUACGAAUGCCAUCACCAAAAAUGGGCUUCUUUGAUGGGAUGAAAUCAGCAUUACGCUCUCCCAGUGGAAGCAUGCCCUCUCAUUCUGGUUCUCCCACUGGCUUUCUUAAAACAGGGGCAGCAAGUGUCAGCCAAAGUUUGGGAAAGAUUGGAAAGAUUCAACCUGCCAGAGCUAAAUCAUAAGUUGUGAGAACCAAACCUGAUGCUCAGCAAACUGCCUUGAGCAUAAAGCAUGGUUUGCAUUCACCUCUUCAGGAAUGUUCCAGAGUCCUUACCGCUAAAAAAAAUGUCAGAGGUAGUCCUCACUUGUCUCCAAAAAUUCAGGAGAAAAUAUCGCCCAGAACUAGUAAAGGUAGCAAGUUGACUACUGAGGUAGGUGGAUCUCAAGUAUUUGACGUAGCUAUAGAUGACGCAUAUUUGGAAAAGGUUGGCAGCCUAUAUGUUCUAAACAAUGCAUUACAGGCUUGCAAGGGUGUAACCUUUGUCAGUAAUAUCCAGAUUACCCCUACCAACAAGGGAGCAACCACACCUCAUAAAGCGGAUGAAGGUAAUGAUUCAGAAAAUUCUCGUAGUAAUCAAGUUGGAGCUUUGAAUAUCAGUAUGGACAAUCACAAAGAGUUAAUCAGUCGUUCCCUUCCUCCGGAUCAAGUUAAUUUAAGUAGUAAUGACAAUACUUUUUUAGAGUUCUCAAAGUCAGCAUCAACAUCAGAAAGUGGAGAUAGCAAAUUGACAACAGAGGUAGGUGGAUCUAAAGGAUGUGAUAUUGCUAUAGAAGUUGUACAUUUGGAAAAGGAUGGCAGCCUAGGUGCUAUGAACAAUGCACCACAGACAGAUAGCAAAGAUGUUACCCAUGUCAAUAGUAUCCAGAUUACCCCUACCAACGAGGGAGAUGAUAUUUCUGGUGGUCCAAGUUUCAUUUGUGUCACUGAGAAGGUACCCCCACCUCAUAAAGCAGAUGAAGGUGCAAUAUAUUGCCCAAGUUAUAUGAAAAAUGAUUCAGAAAAAGCUUGUCUUGUAGAUCAAGUUGAUGAUUUGUGCAAACAAGUUGGAGCUUUGAAUAUCAGUAUGGACAAUCACAAAGAAUUAAUAACUGAUUCCCUUUCUCCAGAUCAAGUUAAUCAAAGCAGUAAGGAUAACUCUAUGCAAGAGAUGUCAAAUUCACCUAGAACAUCUGAAAUUACAGCCAAUGUUAGGAAACCUCUUUCAGCAAAGGAUUCUUUCUGCAAUCAGGACGGAUCGUUUGGUGCUUCAUCAGGAUUGAUAGUGGCAGAGGUAGAAAAGAUAGAUGCCUUAUGUUUUUAAGAGAAAUCUGACAGAAAACAGCUAAAGAUGGUGCGACAUUCCAGUGUCAGUUCUUCUCAAAGUUAAGAGUUGGCAAGAGGAAAGGUAUGAUCCCACAGAAUAUCUGAAGCUGAUCAAGUUCCCGACUGGCAUUGCCUGGAAUAGUAAUGUAAAGUGUAUCUGAAAUGAUUUUUGACCACUCGUUGCUGGAGCGCAAGCGCAAGGAAAACUCUUUCAAAGCAUAUAUUUUAUACUGCAUUAAUAAUUUAUCUUCUUAUUUUUUGUACAUUUUUAAUAAGAGUCUUCCUCAUCAAUGUCAUAGAUGCCAUUUUUUUACAUGAAAUGUAUGUUUUUUACUAUGUUGAUUUUGUUUCAAUCAAGUCAUUUUUUACAUGAAAUGUAUGUUUUUCACUAUGUUGAAUAUAAUAAUGACCGGUGAGCUCUACUUCAAUGGUCUUGAUGAUUGGAUUGAUCUCCCAGUUCUCCACUAGACUAGGAUUGUUGAUCGCUGCUAUGACUACUACCUCGGAGUCUCCUUCAACUAUUCUCUUCUCGUUGCCUCGCCUUUGUCGAUCGCUUCAGGUAUACCCAAUUGGAUUGGCAGGGCUUCCCCAGCUGCAGGGUUAUAUCAGACCAAGCGAAGAUCACUCACCCAAGUCCCUCCCAACUGCGGCUACAGGCUCUCUCUCGGACUUUCAUCAGCCAACCCACCUGAAACAAAGCCUCUUGAACAGUUUCUAGGUAUCACAUUCAAAGUCAUCUUGCACUAGAGUCAAGUCUAUGG
Tripterygium wilfordii is the source of this 4173-nucleotide messenger RNA. RefSeq lists its product as uncharacterized. Bases 609 to 2291 code for a protein of 560 amino acids. The record is from RefSeq and is a predicted model, not a curated record. NCBI's taxonomy places the organism in Eukaryota, Viridiplantae, Streptophyta, Magnoliopsida, Celastrales, Celastraceae. The transcript is spliced from 8 exons. Gene Ontology annotation, molecular function: microtubule binding.